Myotis myotis is the source of this 2736-nucleotide messenger RNA. It is a transcript of the gene RBP4, whose product is annotated as retinol binding protein 4. The record is from RefSeq and is a predicted model, not a curated record. Lineage: Eukaryota; Metazoa; Chordata; Mammalia; Chiroptera; Vespertilionidae. The transcript is spliced from 6 exons. Gene Ontology annotation, biological process: retinol transport. Gene Ontology annotation, molecular function: retinol binding; retinol transmembrane transporter activity. Bases 149 to 754 code for a protein of 201 amino acids.
UCGGCGCAGUUGCGACAGCGCGACCCCCUCCCCCCGGCGCUAUAAAGCGGCCGGUGGCCCCGCGGCGCGCUCGCUUCCCUGGCUCCCUGCGCGCCCGGACUCCCGGUCAGGUCUGCGCGCGUCUCCCGGUGAGCGAUUCCUGGGCGCGAUGGAGUGGGUGUGGGCACUCGUGCUGCUGGCUGCGCUGGGCAGCGCUCGGGCGGAGCGCGACUGCCGGGUGAGCAGCUUCCGAGUAAAGGAGAACUUCGACAAGGCUCGGUUCGCCGGGACCUGGUAUGCCAUGGCCAAGAAGGACCCCGAGGGCCUCUUUCUGCAGGACAACAUCAUCGCCGAGUUCUCCGUGGACGAGAACGGCCAGAUGAGCGCCACCGCCAAGGGCCGAGUCCGUCUGUUGAACAACUGGGACGUGUGCGCAGACAUGGUGGGCACCUUCACAGACACGGAGGACCCUGCCAAGUUCAAGAUGAAGUACUGGGGUGUAGCGUCCUUUCUCCAGAGAGGAAAUGACGACCACUGGAUCAUCGACACGGACUAUGACACCUACGCCGUGCAGUACUCCUGCCGCCUCCUGAACUUCGACGGCACCUGUGCUGACAGCUACUCCUUCGUGUUUGCCCGCAACCCCUACGGCCUGCCUCCAGAAGUGCAGAAGGUCGUGAGGCGGAGGCAGGAGGAGCUGUGCCUGGGCAGGCAGUAUAGGCUGAUUAUGCACAAUGGUUACUGUGAUGGCAAAUCAGAAAGAAACCUUUUGUAGCAACAUCAAGGAGGUCAAGUUUCAUUUGAAAACUUCCCACUUUCGCUCAGCCUUCAACUCUAUUUAUCGUAGUUUAGUCUGGCCCUCUCUCCUCCCCUCUUCCUCAGGAAACAUAAAACCUUCAGGACACAUAAAAAUACAUGUGGGAACAAGUGAAGCCAUUUGCAGUCAGAUGUAUGUUUUUUUCUGGGGUUUUCUAGGGAAUCGUUUGAGGCUUAGGAUUCCAGACUUUGAAUUAUUAAAACGUAGUCUCCUGUUUCCUAUGAUGUGGGUGUUCAUUUGUGUCCACAUGUUGUCGAAGUGAGAAGUCCUGCAGAUGGUUGGGUAGGAUGCGCUUCUAUACCCCUGGAGGUGUUCUUGCCUCCCUGGUUCUUUAUGAUCUUGGCCUAUUCUGGUGCCUGAUCUCCAUUAGUGACAGUGGCUUCUCCCAACUUCCUGCAAAGGGUGUUCUCCAUUAACCCAGGAAGGCCCUAGCUGCCAGCCUGACCAAGGCACCGGGGCUAAAACAGCAGGUGAGUGAGUGUGGGCCAGGCCAGGCCCAUGAGCCCAAAGCCCCGGGCAGCCCAGGGCCAGGGAAGGGGCAGCAUGGCUGGCUCACCUGGGUGUGUGUGAGAGGCAUGGGACUGGGUCAGCUCUGGCAAACAUCCCAGCCGCCCACUGUUUCUAGCACUUAAUUCACUUAUUUCAUAUGCGGCCAAAAUGUUGAGGAGAGGAGGCCUUGGGCUUCCCUGAGGGAAUUAGAACAUGGGGCCCUCGGAAGCCAGGUCUGGGGGAAGCUCCCAGUGCUCCCUACCUGGACUUGGAGCAGCAGGAAAGAGCAUGGUGGGUGGCGGUGAGCACCAGGACCCCACACCAUCAGCAGUACUUGUGAACAUCACUGUUCAAUUGCUGCAAAGCCAUUUGCCCCAGUUUCCCAGGAACUCCCAGGAGGCUUUGGUGCCAGAGUCUUUAAGUCCAAGUCCAGUUCUGACAUAGUAGCUGUGUGAUUUGAGCUGAUUACAUGGCUUUUCUGAGCCUCACUUUUCUCUUAUGAAACACGGGGAAACAGUAUCUUCCUGAUGGGAUGCAGUGAGGAUUCAAUUAGAGCACGUAGGAGCUGUGCAAACACUGGCCAGGCAUGGCUAACAGCUAUGAAAUGUGUCAGGUGGGGAAGGACACCUUUUUCCCCUGUGUGCAGAGAUCUCUGCAUGGGUGCUGGCCUAUCAAGGGCCCAUGGGAGGCUCCUGGGUCCCCCACCCCAGUGUGCUUGUCCUCCCACCAAGGAAGGAGGAAACAGGUGACCAUGUAUGGGAAAGGCCUACCUGUAUCACACAGAGCAGCAGAUUGUCAGAGCCAGGCCCUUCAGCCUCAGUUUGACAACCCAGAGACCCAUAAGAUAGCCACACAUCACUUCAAAAUAGUUUUAAUUCAUCAAGUCUAUUAACUAAAGAUGAACAGAAAAUCCCUGUCCUCUUGUCCUCGAGCACCAUGAGACCUACUGCAGAAGAAGCUAUUCAAGAAACUCCACAAGCAAUGGAACUACUGCUGCUGAUGUACUUGACAACAAAGCCAUGUUGAGCACCUCCUAUGUACCAGGCCCCAAGCUACUGCGCAUUCCAAGCACGGGCCCAACUUCCAUGUGAUGGCAUGUCCCAUGGUUCUGUUUGGCUCUGGUUUCUUCUUUCUCUUCUCUCCCAGGAAUAAUUCCUAAAAGCUUAGACCUGUAAACACGAUCUGAUGACUCGCCCCAUUGCACCUUCAGACCCACACUCCACAACCUGGCAUCCAACGACCUACUCUCCAUUUGGAUCUCACUGGAUUUCACACUCACACAAGCCUCAAAUAAAAUCCUUGGCUCUCCCACCCCCCAGGCUUCCCCCCCUUGUUGUUGGUUGGCCCACUAUCCAACCAGUGUCAGUCUACAAAUCUAGAAGUCACCCUUGCAUCCUGUCUUUCCCUCACAUUGUACAUCUCAUCCAUCAAUAAAUCGUGCUUGCUCCAUC